AUGAUACUGCUGCAACCGCAACGACCCGCGCCUGCGCGUUCCAGCAUCGGCUCAAGUCGCUUCGGCCGCAAGAACAGCAGCGUUGCCUCGUUCGCCUCGAGCAGCAACGACGACUACGACCCUCCUCAUCACCAUCAAGGGUCUGGCGCACCCGGCAUGUACCGAGAUCAGCAGAGCCGGUCGUCUCGUGAACAUUCACGUGGCCACCCUGCUUCUCCAUACUCGACCCAGCUUCCUCCAGCGUCCCUGACCGCGACCACUGACGAGUCGAGCGAUGUCGAGUACAGCAACAACAGAUCCGGCAGCACGUGGGGCCGUCGUCGCGGGUCGUCGACCAAGAAAGGUCAGUCGCAGUCGCACGAUUCGAGCUUGACCAAGGAGGGGGCUUCUUCGAACAAGUCGAGUGGCGUGGGGACGCUGAAGGGGUUUGGACGUCGGCUGUUCAACCGAUCGAGCUCCAACUUGAAGCCAGCCCCGUUGCUCGCCAUGCGUUCCCACUCGGCGUCGUCUGGUAGCACCAAUGCACAGUCGCCCCCGCUCACCCCCACCACGCCGCCACCGGUUCAGCCGGUCUGGCUGCCCAAUGGGCAGAAGGACUUCUUUGCCAACUUCUCCGGCCUCCCCUCCAGCAUCGCUCUCCCCCAUGUGCAACCACUUCGCACCUCCAAUGCCGACAGCACGCUCGACAUCAGCCCCAAAAGCAGACAGGCUCCCUUUUCCGACUCGGUCUCCUACGACUACACGCAGCGCGAAUCCACCUCAAGCAGCGGACACGGCUCCAGCAGUGCCUUUUCGCACCACAGCAGCAGCAAUGCCUUCUCCCUACCCGCUGUCCCCACGGCCACCGCGGCUCCUGUUGGUUUCAGCAGCAGCAGCCAGGUGGCCCGGCGCGAAAUUCACGCGGUGAUUGAGGAGGAGGGCGACACGGACUUUCUGCGCGCCGUGCUCAACUUUGGCGAGAGCGAAGCGGGCGAGGAGGCGCCGCAGCAGACGCCUUCAUUUAGAGGCGGUCGGGCGGCACCGUUGCCGGCGAGGUCGAGCUCGUUGAGUCAGAUUGCAGGGUUGACGGGGAGUCCGUCGGCGUAUGCCUCUCCGUCUUCCCUGUUUGAUUCUCGGCCGCCGUCACAUCGGACGCUGGAUGGACGCAUGGUGCUCACGCAGAAAGCGGCGAAGGACUUUGCCAUUGAGAAGCCGAAGUCUUCGUAUGUUGUCGUGCAUCGCAAGUACCGCAAGGGGCUGUUUGGGACUGACUCGGACUCGGAGGACGAGUAUGGGAAUGAGGACGAGGGGGAAGGUGAGACGACUAUGGUCUCUCCAGCAGAAAGGCGUGCGCCAGCAGCUGUGAAACAGGUGGACCGAGUCGAAGAGCCCGCUCGCUACCCGUCCUCGUUCGCGAAGUCCAGAACGCAUUCUCCGAGCAACGAAGCGCAAGCCCGAUCCGGACCUGGCCUCGACACAGCCGCCAAGAAAGCCGUCUACAACUGCACGCUGCUCAAAGUACACAUGCACCUCGCCCCGACUCUGGCAGGGGACGCCGAUUCGCGCGCACUCAUCCCCGUCAUCGCAGCCGGCGAAGUACUGUACAGCAACGAAGACCUCAAGUUCCCGCGUUCCAUCAACGCCGAAUCGAGCCUGCGUCAACAUUCGAGCACGUACGGGUUUGCACGCAACUUGCAUGUUGCGCUGGCGAGGACGGGCGUGAUGCGCAAACUGCGACGCGACCGACUGAGCAUCGACGAGGAGGUCGAGAUCUCGUGGUUCCAGCGCAGGUACGGCAGUGCCAGCAUCGCUACGGACCAGAUUGCCAAGGCGUUGCGGCAGAGGCAGAUGGUGAGCCCAGAGGCGCUGGCCAAGCCGCCGAUUGCUGUGAUGCAGGAGGCGGCCAACCGCAGGCUGAGCAGUGAAGGGGUGCAGAAGGGCGACAGGAAUGGGAUUGUGGUUUGGGCGCAGAGGCCGACUUUUGCGGACAGGACUAUGGUGUUGCUGCCGGCAGACGAGUUUGCGCCGGGGGAGGUGAUGGUGCAGGGCGCGAAGUUGGCGGUCCAGGUCGGAGCGGCUUCGUCUGCAGCAGCGGCGUCCCCGACGACGACGGUCAACUUCUCGCCGAGGAUCCGAACGCUGGCUGGACUGCCUUCGGUCGAAGAGGAGAGGAGGAUCAAGUAUUCUCUGGCGAGUAGGCGACCGAGAGACACGCAGUCGAGGCGCGCUUCCCGACUCGGCUCGGCAAGCGACGGUGCCGUGUGGGAAGGUCCUGAACGUCGUGCUGCUAGAGGAUCGCCGCUUGCCUCACCUUCUCAAAAGUCCAAGAGGCUGCCGCCUUGGAUGGCACCUGCGAGUCCACAGCUGCUGUCUCCCCACUCGAUGAGCCAGCUGCGACCGGCACGCAGUGCGUCAGAGGGCUUGACGGCCUUCGCCACUAUGCACCAGAACAGCAGCACCUCUUCCAUCCCCGAAGUCUCCGAGACUCCCGAGCAAGCUGACGACAGCAGCGACGAGGAAGUGCCCCUAGCGCAGCUGCAGACCUUCCGAGCGCACCGCAGCGCGGAAAAGGAGCGAAUCAUGAAGCUCGAGAGCGAGAUCGCGCAGCUCAAGCAGAAAGAGAAUGUGCGCGACAAGGAGGAGGAAGAGCGCAAAAAGAGGGAGGAGGAGGCUAGGCGUAUCGAAGCCGAGCGGGCGUACGAAGAGCGAAAGGCGAUUUUGGAGGCGCGGAAGUUGGAGAAGAACCGAAGGAUCUUGCAAGAGGCAAGGGAUAGGCGUGGGUUUACGAGGCAGUCGGUGUUGCAGGCCGAGCCCAACUACGGGGCUGGGAAUCCUCUGUUGAUGCCGCACAGCAACAGCAGACUGAAAGAGGGAAGCUCGCCUAGUUCGCCCAACUUGCACGAGCCGAUGAGUCCGCCGUCGACGGUAGGCGCGAGGGCGACGCAGCACGAUGCGGCGUUGGCCAAGUUGCAGGGGAACCGGCUUGCGUCGAGGUCAACGACGACGCUGUAUGCGCAGCAGGAGGGACAGAGGCGGUCCAAGACUUCGGUCGUAGCUGGUGCUGCUACGCCGUCACCUGUGCAGGAACAGGUGUCUUUGCCGAUGCUGAAUUCCGCCUCGCCUCUGGUCGACUUGCAACGCCUCGACUUGCAACGCCAUGCUUCGAUGGUCAACUUGGCCGUGCCGUCUACACCUGUACAGCAGACGCUGCCGCACCGUCGCAGCAUGGCAGCGCUACCUGCGGUACCACAGGUGGCACCGCGACGAGCGUCGCUCAUGCCGCCUCCUGCUCCGCAUGUUCCUAUCCACGAGGGCACAGUUGGCUUGCAUCACGCAACGUCGAUGCACCACCUCGGUGCGGGUAACAUGCACCACAUGCCCAGCUCGCCCAGCAUGCUCUUGGCCAGCCCGAACGCUUUGAUGCAGCAGUAUGCGGAUCCACGCCUCUCGAUGAGCAUGACGAAUCUGCAUGCGCAGGCGUACGUGCAGGCCCAGCAGCAGCAGCAACAUGCGCAGCAGAUGAUGGGAGGUGUGCAGAGACCGACCAUGGCGCAGACGGCGAAAGUGAGUUCGAGGCCGAGGUCGAGGAUGCCGCCGCUCGUGUCGUUGUACGGGGAUGUGGUGCCGAGCAGUGCAUUGUCGGCGCAGCAACAACAACAACAGCAGCAGCAGCCGCCGUGGAGAGGUUGA
Sporisorium graminicola is the source of this 3669-nucleotide messenger RNA. RefSeq lists its product as uncharacterized. The coding region runs from base 1 to 3669 and encodes 1222 amino acids. The record is from RefSeq and is a predicted model, not a curated record. The transcript has a single exon. NCBI's taxonomy places the organism in Eukaryota, Fungi, Basidiomycota, Ustilaginomycetes, Ustilaginales, Ustilaginaceae.